This is a messenger RNA of Meloidogyne enterolobii, 765 nucleotides long. The record is from the annotation of a GenBank genome assembly. Lineage: Eukaryota; Metazoa; Nematoda; Chromadorea; Rhabditida; Meloidogynidae.
AUGCUUGUGUUUCUUACAAUAGUUAAUCUUCUCAAUCUCUUUUUUUGGAUAGAAUGGGCUGUUCGAAUGAAAUUUAAGAAGCCUAGAAGAAGAUGGGUUUUACGUAAAUGGUUAAAUACUGACGAAUUUUUGACGGACAACGAAUUGGUGUUAAUGAGAAAAUUUGCUAGUACCUUUCGAACUGGGAAUUUGUUGUUAUUUUAUUAUAUUGAAGCACAUAGCAGUAGAGUAGUUGCUAGUGCCUUUUGUAUCGCCUUGUUCAGACGUUGGUUAGAUAGAAGGGCAGCACAUUAUUCUAAUAAUCCGCAUCCUAGAGGUGACAGUCCAAAAGAACAAAUUGGAUGGAAACUCGAUCCAGAAGAAGGUGAUGGAUUGGCUCCAAGUCCUUCCGAGUAUUACUCACCAUUGGAGACCGGAGAAUCGCCAGAAAGUACAAUGCCUUUUAUUUCUCCCCAACACAGAUAUACCGACUCUUCUGAUAGUUCUACUAAUUCUAAGCCUCCUGAAAAAGGCAGCAAAUUCGCAACUUCCACCCCUUUUGCGCCGGGAGAAACCCCGCGAGGAAUUGGCACUGGCCGGCCCCAAUUUCCAAGGAGAGGAGGUCAUUAUUCAAAAAACUUACGGGAGGCCUCAAGGUUGUCUUGUUGAAUAUAUUGAAUUCUCUCUCUAAUAAAAAGGCUACUAAGCAAAUCGGUCCUGGUUCCCGACCUUACAUUCUUCCUUCAGACCCUGAAUGUUCCCUUCGGACAAAAACUAUGAAUGUUC